This is a messenger RNA of Trypanosoma brucei brucei TREU927, 1908 nucleotides long. RefSeq names its product KU80 protein. The record is from RefSeq and is a predicted model, not a curated record. Gene Ontology annotation, cellular component: Ku70:Ku80 complex; nucleus. The coding region runs from base 1 to 1908 and encodes 635 amino acids. NCBI's taxonomy places the organism in Eukaryota, Euglenozoa, Kinetoplastea, Trypanosomatida, Trypanosomatidae. Gene Ontology annotation, biological process: double-strand break repair via nonhomologous end joining; DNA recombination; telomere maintenance. The transcript has a single exon. Gene Ontology annotation, molecular function: double-stranded DNA binding; damaged DNA binding; telomeric repeat DNA binding.
AUGGCUUUCCGUACCUCAACUAUUUUCGCCCUAGACGUAAACUGCUCGAUUUCUUCACUUGCGCAGGCCGUGGAGUUCUGUCGCCUUUCCGUACUGAAGACCAUGUGCCCUUCUUCAUAUGAUGAGGUCGCUUUAGUUGUGGCUGGUGGUUGCAGAAGCUACAGCGGGGGCACAUCAACGAGUGUUAGUACUUGUGGGAGCGCAGCUCAGCUUUCCGCCCCAUGUUUGCCGGCUCCACCAUCUGUUGAGUUCAUCACAAUACUGCACCGAAUCCUGCGUGACCGGGAGGAGCAACAGGGUGUGGGAUCCAGUGCAAAUUUCAUUGAAACUCUUACUCUAUGUGUAGAGGUGUUUAACUUGAAGAAACGAAGAAAGCAAUUCAGGGAGGUUUUGUAUCUCUUAACGGAUGCGCAUGCUGAGGUGGUCAGGAAGAGCGUCUUCCGCGAUGUGCUGAACGCUCUGCGAGCGCGGGGGGUGACACUUAUUGUUGUGGGGAUUGAUUUCUCCCAAGUGACAGGUGAAGGUUCCCUGCUUCCCGGUGCAUCAGCCCCAUCACUCACUAGUAACCGUGUGAAGGUUGAUAAUGAAACUGUACUGUACACCUUGUGUAAGGCUUUGGGUAACGACAGUCGAGUAAUAACAUUACGUGAUGCCCUGGUGAGCGCUGCGCAGUUGGUGUGCCGAAAAGUACGCAGCCUUGCACAAAAGACGGUAUUCACAAUCGGUGAAGUGCGCUUAGCUACGAACGUGCUCGGUAAAGUGAGACGAAUGCAUGUACCAGCAAAUCGGACACCAGCACCGACUGAACGAGUGCCAGGGAGUAGAAAGGCAGCUCACUCGCAGCUGUUUGACGAAGAAACUCUCCGAUUAGAAGGCGGGGAAGAGGACAGUCAGCAAACGUGUCUGGAGACUCCCGUAAACAAACCGACAGCCUCCAGCAGCAAUCGCCUCUCUGAAGCUACAAAGAUACGCGGGUCACGGGGUAUUGAUGCUGUUGCUUGCAUUCCACAAAACCAGGUUCCUGUUCAUGUGCUGGUGGUCGAUACAUCGUACAUGAUAGCACCGCUAGAUGAUGACCCCGUUGGGACGAGGGCGUUCCGAAGCAUUGUAAAGGCACUGGCAGCUCAAGAUUCAGCCUUGGUGGUGCGUUAUGUCCGAUCGACUGAUGGAAACCCCAACAUGUUCCUCUGCGUGCCGUUAACGACAGGUGACGAAGAUGUACUUUUCAUGUCCAGAUUACCUUUCAUGGAAGAGAUCCGCUGUCUGCGCUUUCCCACUCUACAAGAGAUGGAAAUGGAAUGCGACAUUCCGGAGGCCGAUGCGCAGAGAGAACAGGAGCUUGUUUCAUCAAUUGUAGAGGAGAUGACGGUAGGUGAAGAGGUGCUUCAUCCACAUAGAGUGCUUAAUCCCUUCGUGCAGCAAUACUACGCCACGCAGCGCGCUAUGGUGAACCGCUGGUGUUCCCGAACGGCGGAAAACCCUCUCAGCGCCCAUGAGGAUUCCGAUAUAAAACUCGCACUUCUCCCACAACUGAGGGGAAUUUCCGCAGGGUUCGCCUCGCCAGGAUGCAAAGUCGAGCAACUUGUUUCUCGUACCCGUGAGAAGCUUGAAACGUGUUGUCGCGUUUUCGCGUAUGUACCGAGGACGACCAGUCAUUCUCCAGAACGCAAAGUCCUAUGGGAGCGCACUCCAGCUGGGCAACCGCCGGUAUCUGAAACAGUUGAAAAUACGGAAGUGGCAUCACCUGCGGCUCCUUCUACUCUGCAGUGUCACUUGGGAAGCGGAUCCUCCGUUACAUGCCGGCCUGUUUGUGCUAAUCCACCACAUGAUGCGGUUAGUAGUUUCAUACAAGACAAGAGAACUAUGUUUCAUCCUGUCGCACACCCUCUGGGGAGCGGCUCGUCGUAA